GGUACAUCCAGCGGCGCCUCAUCAAGUCCAUGGAGUCAGUGAUGGUGAAGUACGACGCGACUGUGCGCAACAGCAUCAACCAGGUGGUGCAGCUGCGCUACGGCGAGGACGGGCUGGCGGGCGAGAGCGUCGAGUUCCAGAACCUGGCCACCCUCAAGCCCUCCAACAAGGCCUUCGAGAAGAAGUUCAAGUUCGACUACACCAACGAGCGGGCGCUGCGGCGGACGCUGCAGGAGGAGAUGGUCAAGGACAUCCUGAGCAACGCGCACAUCCAGAACGAGCUGGAGCGCGAGUUCGAGAAGAUGCGGGAGGACCGCGAGGUCCUGCGCGUCAUCUUCCCCACCGGCGACAGCAAGGUGGUGCUGCCCUGCAACCUGCUGCGCAUGAUCUGGAACGCGCAGAAGAUCUUCCACAUCAACUCGCGUCUCCCCUCGGACCUGCACCCCGUCAAGGUGGUGGAAGGGGUGAAGGAGCUGAGCCGGAAGCUGGUGAUCGUCAACGGGGACGACCCGCUGAGCCGGCAGGCGCAGGAGAACGCAACGCUGCUCUUCAACAUCCACCUGCGCUCCACGCUCUGCAGCCGCCGCAUGGUCGAGGAGUUCCGCCUCAGCGGCGAGGCCUUCGACUGGCUCCUGGGCGAGAUCGAGUCCAAGUUCAACCAGGCCAUCGUGCGCUUCGGGGACGACCUGAACUGCAUCUUCAACGACGACAACGCGGAGAAGCUGGUGCUGCGGAUCCGCAUCAUGAACAGCGACGAGAACAAGAUGCAGGAGGAGGAGGAGGUGGUGGACAAGAUGGACGACGACGUCUUCCUGCGCUGCAUCGAGUCCAACAUGCUCACGGACAUGACGCUGCAGGGCAUCGAGCAGAUCAGCAAGGUGUACAUGCACCUGCCGCAGACGGACAACAAGAAGAAGAUCAUCAUCACGGAGGACGGCGAGUUCAAGGCGCUCCAGGAGUGGAUCCUGGAGACGGACGGCGUGAGCCUCAUGCGGGUGCUGAGCGAGAAGGACGUGGACCCCGUGCGCACCACGUCCAACGACAUCGUGGAGAUCUUCACC
Tinamus guttatus (white-throated tinamou) is the source of this 1061-nucleotide messenger RNA. The record is from RefSeq and is a predicted model, not a curated record. NCBI's taxonomy places the organism in Eukaryota, Metazoa, Chordata, Aves, Tinamiformes, Tinamidae.